Messenger RNA from Amaranthus tricolor (Joseph's coat), 635 nucleotides. Its product is annotated as protein RALF-like 32. The record is from RefSeq and is a predicted model, not a curated record. The transcript has a single exon. The coding region runs from base 59 to 409 and encodes 116 amino acids. NCBI's taxonomy places the organism in Eukaryota, Viridiplantae, Streptophyta, Magnoliopsida, Caryophyllales, Amaranthaceae.
GAAGACACUUAUAUAGUGACCUUACAAGCACAUACAAAACUCAAAAAGGAGAAGAAAUAUGAAACUCAAAGCCAUCAGAAAACUUGCCUGGUUUUUCUUACUUGUACUCCUCAGUUUGUCAGUCCGUGUUUGCGGAGUCAAGGUGGAGGAAACCGAUGCACGCUCGCAAUGUAAUAGGUCCAUUGCCGAGUGCCAAGAAGAGGAUGAGAUGUUGAUGGGAUCGGAAACAGCAAGGAGGUUCCUGGAAGAGAAGAGAUACAUCUCAUACGGUGCUUUAAGCAGAGAUCAACCGGCUUGUAGAGGUGCUCGGGGUCAGGCCUAUUCCAGCAACUCAGAAUGCCUCGGUCCAGCUGCCAAUCCUUAUCACCGAGGUUGUUCCAAGUAUUAUCGGUGUCGAUCAGACACUUAGCAGUGUGCUAGUUUCAUAUUACAUGUUUUACUUGUGUAUUCAUCACAGAAAGAGUUCAGUAUUCCUCAACAUAUGGUUUGUAUAUUGUGCAUUCUACCUUUGCUUUUCUAAAUGUUCUCUCUUUUUAAUUCUCGUUAUUUUAGGUCCUGCUAGGCACUCGCAGAAUAUAAAAUUGAAAUUCCCGAAGGAAACCCGAUGAAAACUGAGUUGAAAAUAUUAAAAGGUC